Messenger RNA from Leptomonas pyrrhocoris, 441 nucleotides. RefSeq lists its product as hypothetical. The coding region runs from base 1 to 441 and encodes 146 amino acids. Lineage: Eukaryota; Euglenozoa; Kinetoplastea; Trypanosomatida; Trypanosomatidae. The transcript has a single exon. The record is from RefSeq and is a predicted model, not a curated record.
AUGUUCGCGGUGGACUCUGCAACAGCGGCAGCAGCAGCAGCGACCGAGCAACGCGAGUCCCCCGUCGUGCCAACGUCACUCCUGUCGUCCAGUGCGUACACCUGCACGGCGGGGCAGCGCGUACUUCGGUCGCUUGUGUGGCUCAUGCCGCCGGUGUGUGUCAGCGGCAUUCGUCCAUCCAACAGGGACGACGCCGCGGCGGCGGUGGCGUGGACCACGCCGAACCAAGUCGCGCUCCUGCUCACCCUGCUGAACGAGCGCUACCUUCAGAUGGCGUACCUGUACGUCAGCGUUGCCCUUCCGCUGGGUUUUGCGUGUGUGGUGUACCACCUUGUGCGGGAGUUGUGCGUCUACGUGCAGCCACGGCGGCUUUUGACAUUUCUCGGCGCGGCAAGACUCCGUGUGGAGACCGGGCGCAAAAGUCAGGAGCGGUUGCUUUAA